AUGAGAGGUGAAUUGUCUCGUUGUAUACGUGCAAUUGCGGCGCGCAGCUGCCCAAAAUUUCUUUCUCUGCAUUCUGGUGUGGGUACCUCGCCUGCUGGUGGAAUAGCAUCACUUGUUUGCUCACAAGAGGGGGAAGACAUGAUGUCUUUUGGUCUCUCAUGUGCACAUCGCUUCUUCUUUUGCCAAAAGAGGGGACGUGGCGCUGCUGUUGCUUCCACUUCAAUUGUGGGUGUUCGCCGUUGGUUCUGCGGCCAAAUGCCGAGUCUGGCGGUUGGUGCUGUGGGUUGUGCUGCGCUCCGUCUGCAGUGCUGUUGCUCGCACAUUAGCUCCUUCAAGCAGGAGGGAUAUUACCGCUUUGCACAGCUGCGCGACAUACAAAUAGAUGCAAACUGCUACAGUUUUCUCAUGGUGCGUGGCGGUGGGCCUGGGGGUCAGGGGGCAAACAGCAGCAGCAACAAGGUGGAGCUGCGUGCCAGCAUCGUUGCCCUUAGUGAACAAUUUGACGGGGAGCUCAUUCAAAGACUGAAGGAAAACGAGCGUGGCAAGGCGCUUACCGCGGACGAAGCGCUGAUCGUCAUUUCAAGCCAUGACUACCGCAGUGCGCAUCAGAACAAGGAGGUCUGUCUGCGGCGUCUGCGGGAAAUGAUUCAAAGAGCCUCAUGGGUGCCGCCGUUGGAGAAGAAACCCAUCGAGCGCCCCACAACGAUCAUAACGGCGCAGAAGGCGGAGCGGCGAAAGAAGGGCUCGAUGAGGAAGAUGCAACGAACAGCACGUAAGGGCCUCUGGUGA
Messenger RNA from Trypanosoma cruzi, 789 nucleotides. RefSeq lists its product as uncharacterized. Gene Ontology annotation, cellular component: mitochondrial large ribosomal subunit. The coding region runs from base 1 to 789 and encodes 262 amino acids. Gene Ontology annotation, biological process: mitochondrial translational termination. Gene Ontology annotation, molecular function: translation release factor activity. The transcript has a single exon. Lineage: Eukaryota; Euglenozoa; Kinetoplastea; Trypanosomatida; Trypanosomatidae. The record is from RefSeq and is a predicted model, not a curated record.